This is a messenger RNA of Danio rerio (zebrafish), 1853 nucleotides long. The record is from RefSeq and is a predicted model, not a curated record. NCBI's taxonomy places the organism in Eukaryota, Metazoa, Chordata, Actinopteri, Cypriniformes, Danionidae.
UGAUGCGUCACUGAAGGAAUGACGUCAUCACUUUGGAGCGUCUCACCACAGCACAUGGAGGGGUUUGGAAAUGUAACACUUCAUUUUGCCUAUAUGGGGAAAUGUGUUGCGGCAGAAGAGAGACUGGAUGGGGAGUCCGUCUUCAAGCAUGACAGAGGGCGAUGUGGAAUGUUUUUCUGAGUACAUGGAACUUUGGAUCCAUAGAUUGAGAAUUGAGGGAUUGAGGCUUUGGCUUUCUGGAAUAUUAAGAAUUCAAGUGGGUUUGGUGUCCAUGGAGAAUCUAAACCAUCAGCUUUCGUCAUGUGGAUUUGCACUGCACAGAGAUCUGGACAAAAACUAUGUCUUCAGAGUCAUGUACAGCGGAUGCUUUGUCCAGUUAGAGCACGGAAAUUACGUGAUUGUGCUGAACCUGUUGAAGAGAGUUAGUCGUUUUGGAGGCAGAACUCAGAAGUUUAUGAUGAAGUGUCCAGCAGUGUUAGCGCCUCCUAAUAGAGAGUACAUCCAAUGUGAUUCAGACUCCAUUCAGGUUACCAGAGAGAUCCCUGUGGAUAAUUGGAAUAAUGAGCUCGACUGGUCUCUUGCCUUGAGAGGGAGUCUGGUGGUGGCGUUGGAGGAUUCCAGUCUUAUUCAAAUAAAUGUUGAAAUGCACAAACCGAACAUUACAGUUCAAGGGAGGAGGGACACCAUCUUAAGUCCUGUGCAGGUUUUCGCAUCUGAAGGUCAUUUCUUACCCCUCAAACUGGUCAGUGGCAAUUAUGCCUACAGCAUGGAGGCUACUUGCCCUAACGGGAACACGUCGUCAUCUAAUGAAACGGUGCUGCAUAUCUAUAAGCGGCGCAUGGGUUUGACCAAAAGAGGGGGAUAUCAAAAUGAGACCCUGUCAGUAAGCAGUGUGAUGGUGGAGCAGACUGACACGUUUAGCUGGACGGAGACCACUGACUUUGUGCAGCUUAUCAUUCCUACAUCCUACAUUCAACAGAAUAAGGAGUGUUUAAGUCAAACAGGAGAGAAACUUCAGCAAAAUUUCUACAAGAUAGACGCUGUCCUCACGUUUAAAGAGACAAAUCACAAAAUGCACUGGACCAUGGAAAACACCUCUCCAUGUUCAGGUUAGUGUCUGUUCAAAAUGUUUCACUUCAAGAAUGUUUUUUUUUUUGUCUUUUCUUUAAUAUUCAUUUUUAAAAUAAAAAUGCUUCAGGAGCAUUGAAAUCAUCAUAUAUCUACAAUUGUUUUUCAGAGCUGUUAAAAUCACAUUCUGUCUAUGAUGACCCACAAAAAGCCAACUUUACAACACAUUCACCAACAUGGACUGCAGAAAGGCCUGAAAUUCCAGCUGAUUACACCACAAACUUGACUCCUUCAGUGUCACCAUCGACUACAUCUACAGCAUUACAGACCGCAGAUCCAGACACCGGCACAACCUCAAUGCCAACACCACAACUGAAGACAACUGAAGUAUUCAACACAUCAACUCCUCUUUCAUCCCAAGAAGUGUUUUCAAGUACACUUUACAGCCCAAAUCACAACUCGACAAGCUCAUCUGUACACCAGUGACUGCACAGCGGAUGGAAAUGCAGGUACCGACUGCACACGUGAUUUUUUUUUUUCAUACUACACUAUUACAAUUGGUAGUCCAUUAAUCAGAGAGCAGAUGUAAUCACAGUUUGAAAUACAGCUACACAUUUAAGCGCCAUUUUCACUCAGACUGGGAUUUACAACACAACAGUCAAGCGGACUCAUGCAUCUUUUCCGUUGACAAGCAAAGUGCCUUGGAAUCACAUACGGGGAAUGAUUACAUCUCAGACUGUGUUGGUCAUGCUAUUUAAAUGGACACCUCUCAGCUAGGUGUCUUC